This is a messenger RNA of Salvelinus sp. IW2-2015, 1445 nucleotides long. It is a transcript of the gene pafah1b3, whose product is annotated as platelet-activating factor acetylhydrolase, isoform Ib, gamma subunit. NCBI's taxonomy places the organism in Eukaryota, Metazoa, Chordata, Actinopteri, Salmoniformes, Salmonidae. The record is from RefSeq and is a predicted model, not a curated record.
CCCUGAUACAGUGUUGCAUGUACCAGUGAUAUUAUGUAACGUAAACUAGCAAGAUACAGAAAACGUGUAAUCUACAAUUUCGCAAACUAUCCAAAAAUGGAAGUUGAGACAGACAAAGUGAUGAGCUCAGGAGACUCCAACCCCGCUGCCACACCCACUCCUUGUGUGGACAUCCAGGGAGAUGGCCGAUGGAUGUCUUUGCAUAACCACUUUGUGUCUAACAGCAAGGACAAGGAACCAGAUGUCCUGUUUGUAGGAGACUCUCUUGUCCAGCUCUUGCACCAGUUUGAGGUGUGGCGAGAGCUGUUCUCCCCUCUCCAUGCUCUCAACUUUGGGGUGGGUGGUGACGAAACACAGCAUGUCUUGUGGAGAUUGAGCAAUGGAGAGUUGGCCCACAUCAGCCCAAAGGUUGUGGUGCUGUGGGUGGGCACCCAUAAUCACGGUCACACUGCAGAACAGAUCUGUGGAGGCAUUAUGGCCAUAGUCCAACUCAUCAAGGACAAGCUGCCGAAGGCUUACACUCUCGUACUGGGAGUGCUACCCAGGGGUAAGAUGCCCAACCCCCUGCGGGAGAGGAACGCCCAGGUCAACAAGCUGGUCAAGGAGGCCGUGUCCUCUCUCCCCCAUGCCURCCUCCUCAACGUGGACCCUGGCUUUGUGCACUCGGAUGGCAGCAUCUCCCACCAGGACCUGUAUGACUUCCUCCACCUCACCCCUCAGGGCUACCAGGCUGUGUGCCAGCCGCUACACGCCCACCUCAAGGGCCUGCUGGAGAAACAGGCUGAAAACUGAAGACCAACUGAUGGAGAACUGAUGGCCAAUGACCCAAUGACCCCCUCACUACAUCAGAGGUAAAAACCCUGGUACUGGAGAGCCACAAGAGUACAGGCUUUUAGCACAUUCACUGCUUUUAGGACACUUUUUAGUAUUUAAGUACAGACAUUUGUUCCAACCCAUGAUUCAAAUAAUGAUCUAGUCCUUGAUUAGUUGAAUCACAUUGAAUGUUUUGAAUGCUGGGCUGGAAGAAAAGCCUGAACUUAAAAGGCUUUCCAGAACCAGGGUUSGUAACCACUGCACAACUCUAUUCUGUGGGACCGUACUGUAACUUACCACCAAAAUGGCUGAGUAGAGGACCGCUAAGCACUAAUAGGAUCAAACAUCUGUGUUAGUAGUCAGGUUUGACCACUUAUCACCAUUUGAGAUUUGAUUGAGCUGAUUUGAGAGAUUGUCCUUCUCUUCAGUUUCAUUCUGUAUUAUGGAUAUGGUCCACAAUAUGUUCAGGAUCUGUCUUUUCUGGCUGAUAGAUACUUUAUAAGAGCUUCCCCACAGAAGGGUUAGGAGAAUCAGAAAACCUACCAUACUAAAGGUUUGUUUUGUUUCCUCUCAAAAUAUCAACAUUUCUUGUCUUUUUCUCCUCAUGUAGCUUAACCUACAGUCCUAUUGAU